GAGGGCUCACUGCGUCAUGUCGUCAGCGCGCGUGGAUUGAAUUCGAGAACUAUGCGGAGAUAAAUAGUUAAACAAUAAAAAACAGUCAAAAUACAAGCUAACAACAAACAAUUAAAUACUGAUCAAAUAAGCUAAAGUGAAGUGUGUGCUCAGAAUUUUUUGACCCAACCACUAAAUCCACAUCGAGGUUUCCGAUCUUCACGUCGAAAUGAGUCUGCCGUCGGGUGUGGACAUGCAGAAUCUAAUGUCGCAGCAUCCGGUCCUGGGAGCACUGCCACCUGCUUUCUUCCUGCGAGCCGCCUCGGAACGCUACCAAAGGACGCCCAAGUGCGCCCGCUGCAGGAACCACGGAGUGGUCAGCGCCUUGAAGGGACACAAGCGCUACUGCCGCUGGCGGGAUUGCGUCUGCGCCAAAUGCACUCUAAUCGCGGAACGCCAAAGGGUUAUGGCUGCUCAGGUGGCCCUCCGACGCCAACAGGCCCAAGAAGAGAACGAGGCCCGCGAGCUGGGCCUGCUAUACACCUCGGUUCCUGGCCAGCAGAAUGGCAGCGACAGUGCCACGCCCACUCCGCACAGCCCCAACCACAGCGGCAGCGGCGGCUCGGGCAGCGGAGGAUCGGGCCAGAACGGCGUCUUCCACGGCGGGAUUCCCUCACCACCCAGCGACGGCUUCGAGGCCAGCUCCACUCCCAAUCACCACCAGCAGUCGCAGCAGCAGCAGCAACAGGCGCACCACCAGCAGCACCUCAGCCACCCACACCAGCAGUCCCAGCGGUUCAAUGGCAAUGAAUCCGACACGGAUGGACGCACCCGUUCCGAGCACCUCAGCGUGGGCUUCUCGCCCACCAGAACCGAGCUGGAUGAGAGUCCUGUAUCCAAGCGCGGAGCAGCCCUGUCCAACGAGACCGACCAGGACACGGGCUCCGAGUCCGGAUCGCCGAGUAGUCCCCGGCCCAAGGUCGCCGGACUGUUCAAUCUGACCGCCAGCUUGUCGCCCGCCCGCACUGGACCGCCCAGCUCGCCGGAAUCGGAUCUGGACGUGGAUUCGGCGCCGGAUGAGGCCACGCCGGAGAACCUCAGUCUCAAGAAGGAGGACAGCCAGUCGCCGCCCAACACACCCGCCGAGAAUCUCCAUCUGCUGCGUUCCUUCAGCAGCAGUCACGCCCAGGGCUUCCUGCCAUAUCACCACACGCAGUUCCUGGCCGCCGCCGGCCUGCCCGCCCACCACCACCCAGCGGCGCACUCGCCGCACCACCAGCAGCAGCAACAGCAGCAGCAGCAGAACCACCUGCCACAGCACCACCAGCAACAGCAGCAGCAGCAGAGAUCGCCCAUCGACGUCCUGAUGAGGGUGUUCCCCAACCGACGGCGCAGCGAUGUGGAGCAGCUGAUGCAGCGGUUCCGUGGCGACGUGCUCCAGGCCAUGGAGUGCAUGCUGGCUGGCGAGGAUUUGGGACAGACUCCGCCGCAGGUGCCGCCAUCGCCGCCCUUUCCCAUGAAGUCCGCCUUCUCCCCGCUGGUGCCGCCCUCGGUUUUCGGCUCCCCCACCCAUCGCUACCAUCCCUUCAUGCAGGCGCACGCCAAGCGAUUCCUGACUGCUCCCUACGCCGGAACGGGCUACCUUCCGGGAGUGCUCAGUGCGGCGGAUAUCGAGCAAUCCGAGUCCAAUGGAGCGGGCGGCAUAGGGAUGGAUCGCACCAGCAAUGCUGGCGACUCCCAGGAUUGAGGCAGCGAGGUGGAGGCCAGCGGCGCGUCCGUCUUCAGGCCUUUCGAGUAAGGUACCCAUCCAUGCUACACUGCGGAAAACGCCAAUUGCAGAAACAAACCUUCUUGAUUUUUGAACAACUGUUUCUCGCAGUGCACGUCCCGCGACUAAGUGUAAAUUACAUUUGCCCUCGACUCUUAGCACAAGUAUUGUAACAUAAAAACCGCAUAAGUAAAUAAUACGUUUAAGGAAUUAAAAGUUAAGAAAAACCAUACACUCGAUCCCAGUUAUAAGAAGUAUUUGUUUAGCUGAAAUUAACAUUAUGACGAUGAUGAGAUUAUUGUGUAAGCGAUUGUUGAUUGCAACCAACUAAUUGAGAUAUCCGUGUGUACCAUAUGAAUAAGAGCAUAUAUAUAAUUAUAUUAAACAUCAUAUUAUGUCUUAGAUAAAGUACAUUUCAAACACUGUGUUAAAGUAUUUAAUAAAUCUACAAAUAAUUCAAUAAAAUUAU
Drosophila sechellia is the source of this 2216-nucleotide messenger RNA. It is a transcript of the gene dmrt99B, whose product is annotated as doublesex-Mab related 99B. Gene Ontology annotation, cellular component: nucleus. Gene Ontology annotation, biological process: sex differentiation; regulation of transcription by RNA polymerase II. The record is from RefSeq and is a predicted model, not a curated record. Bases 209 to 1726 code for a protein of 505 amino acids. NCBI's taxonomy places the organism in Eukaryota, Metazoa, Arthropoda, Insecta, Diptera, Drosophilidae. Gene Ontology annotation, molecular function: protein binding; RNA polymerase II cis-regulatory region sequence-specific DNA binding; DNA-binding transcription factor activity, RNA polymerase II-specific. The transcript has 4 exons.